GGUGUGAAUCCUAUAAAGAUAAUUUCAAUAACAAACUGGCCAAUCGUUAUUUUGAGAAGAUAAUUAAAAAUUAUUUUUUAAUUUUUAAUUUAUUUUAGAUCCUAUAAAUUUUCACAUUUUUUACGCAUUAUUUAAAAAAAAAAAUUUAAAAACUAACUUCUAUUAAUAUUCCCAAACUCAUCAAUGAAAUGAAAUAUACUUUUCUUGCUCUUUCUUGAGAGCUCCUUCCUCUUUGGUUUUUUUGCAGGUUUUCUUUUUUGCUUUCUCUCUCUCUCUAGGGGUUUGCUUUGAAUUUUCCCGGGAAAAUGGUGAGGCAAAGGAUUCAGAUCAAGAAGAUCGACAACGUGACGUCGAGGCAGGUGACUUUUUCUAAGCGAAGAAAAGGGCUUUUCAAGAAAGCUCAAGAACUCUCAACCCUCUGUGAUGCUGAGAUAGCUCUUAUUGUCUUCUCUGCAACUGGCAAGCUUUUUGAGUUCUCCAGCUCAAGUAUGAGGCAGGUAAUUGAAAGGCAUAAUUUGGAAUCAGGCAAUUUGGUGAAUCUAAACCAACCAUCUCUGGAGCAGCAGCUCGAGAAUAGUGGGUGUACCAUUUUGAGCAAGGAAGUUAACAAGAAGAUUCAUGAAUUGAGACAACUGAGGGGAGAAGAGCUCCAAGGACUUGAUGCGGAAGAGUUAAAGAAUCUAGAGAAAUCACUUGAAGGAGGAUUAAGCCGUGUAUUAAAGACGAAGGGUGAGAUAAUGGAGAAAGAAAUCACUGCCCGUGAGAGAAAGGAAGCCAGAUUGGUGGAAGAGAAUGUGUGGUUGAAACAGAAAGUGCCAAUGGAGAUAGUGAAGAUAGGACAAACACAUGAUGAUCAACAGGGCCAGUCUGCAGAAUUUAUCACCAACAAUGGCAGCUCAGCAGCUCCUCCUCAAGACAAUGGCAGCUCUGACACUUCCCUCAAGUUAGGACUACCUUUUCCAGAACUGAAUUUGAGGGCUAGGAUGAUCAAUGCAUGAUAACUUUGGUAAGUAAUAAGAUAGUAUAGAGUCUGAAUCAUUGUUUUCAAUAUAUAUAUGAUGUGUAUCAGUGUAUGUUUUGAAUUCAGAUCCAAUUUCUCUAGCAUUCAACAAGUAAAAUUUCACAAUCUGUAUAUUUGAGAAUUUAAGUUUUGGAUGGUUGGCUUUUGUAUGUAAAUAAAGUAAAAGCAUUGAGAAUCUGAGAUGAGCUAAAUAGAGAUUUACAGCAAGUUAAUGAGCA
Camellia sinensis is the source of this 1239-nucleotide messenger RNA. Lineage: Eukaryota; Viridiplantae; Streptophyta; Magnoliopsida; Ericales; Theaceae. The record is from RefSeq and is a predicted model, not a curated record.